Molecule: messenger RNA, 2457 nt
Organism: Andrographis paniculata
Lineage: Eukaryota; Viridiplantae; Streptophyta; Magnoliopsida; Lamiales; Acanthaceae
Product: NADPH--cytochrome P450 reductase-like
Exons: 18
Coding region: 248-2278 (676 amino acids)
Cellular component (GO): cytosol
Molecular function (GO): flavin adenine dinucleotide binding; NADPH-hemoprotein reductase activity; FMN binding
Source: RefSeq, a predicted model, not a curated record
UACCACGGUUAAGCGGUGUUUGGUGCAGCUGCUGUUCAUGCUGCUCAAGUGGUUUGGUAGCACUCUUUUAGUUAUUUCUCUUUCAAUCACUCGUCGCCUGCACUGCAUUUCCUGCUCUUCUUCCCUUCCAUUUUCCGGCCAUUCGUCGAUGUUCAGCAGCGAAUGGAGUUGUAGUUAGUAAGUUUGGGGAUAUUUCUGUUUCCAAGUGGUUCAGUAAUUUCAGGAGGUCGGAAUCAGCCGGAAGGUCAUGGAAUCGGAGUCGCCGCCGCAGCUGGAUCUGUUUGCGAUGUUGCUGACGAAUAUUGACGUUUUAAUGGCGAUUACUACUUCCUUCGCGGUGCUCUUAGGGUGUGUGGUGGUGUGGCGGUGGCUCGGUGGAUCCAGGGAAAAACUGCCGGCGGAGCUUCCGAAAAAGAAGGCGGCGGCGGCGGUGGCGGAGCGGGAGGAAGAUGAUGGAAAGCAGAGAGUGAGUGUAUUUUUUGGGACGCAGACUGGCAAUGCUGAAGGCUUUGCUAAGGCAUUUGCUGAGGAAGCAAAGUCUAGAUAUAAUCAGGCUGCUUUUAAAGUUUAUGACUUGAAUGAUUAUGCAGCUGACGAUGAUGAGUACGAGGAGAAGUUCAAGAAGGAGACGCUAGCAAUUUUCUUCAUGGCCACAUAUGGGGAUGCUAUUCCAACUGAUAACGCAGCGCGAUUCUAUAAAUGGCUUAUUGGGGGGAAUGAGAGGGGCGAAUGGCUUAAUAAUCUCAAAUACGCCGUAUUCGGGUUAGGGAACAAGCAGCAUGAACACUUCAAUAAGGUUGGAAGAACGGUAGAUGCAUCGCUAGCUAAGCAAGGAGCAAUACGGCUUCUGCCAGUCGGACUUGGAAACGAUGAUCAAUGCCUCGAAGAUGACUAUUAUGCAUGGCGCGAGUUAGCGUGGCCCGUGUUAGAUAAGUUGCUUCGAAGCGAGAAUGAUGCAGAUGUUUCUACUCCGUACACUGCCUCAAUUUUGGAAUACCGUGUCGUGUACCACGACACCAGAGAUGUGUCCAUUUCGGAGAAUGGCGUAGCGAAUGGCCAUGAUUCUCAACAUCCCUGCCGAGCCAAUGUAGCUGUAAGAAAAGAGCUUCACACUCCUGCAUCCGAUCGUUCGUGUACUCAUCUGGAGUUUGACAUAUCCGGCGCUGGACUUUCGUACGAAACAGGGGACCAUGUCGGCGUCUACUGUGAGAAUUCAAUCGAAGUCGUGGAAGAAGCCGAGAAGUUACUAAAUCUCCCCCCAAAUGUAUUCUUCUCACUUCAUGUCGAUCAAGAAGACGGUAAUCCACUCGCCGGAGGUUCAUUGCCGACUCCAUUCCCUCCAUGCACCUUAAGAACAGCUCUAACUCGAUACGCAGAUCUUCUGAAUUCUCCGAAAAAGUCUGUUCUACUUGCCUUAGCUGCAUAUGCUUCGGACCCUGCUGAGGCAUAUCGACUCAGAAAUCUUGCAUCCCCCCGUGGAAAGAAAGAAUAUCAGCUGUAUGUAACUGUAAGUCAGAGAAGUCUACUUGAGGUCAUGGCAGACUUCUCUUCGGCUAAGCCUCCGCUCGGCGUUUUCUUUGCAGCCAUCGCUCCUCGCCUGCAGCCUCGAUUUUAUUCCAUUUCAUCCUCCCCAAAGAUUGCGCCAUCCCGAAUCCACGUCACGUGUGCUUUGGUUUGCGAAAAAACACCCACGGGUCGAAUCCACAAGGGCGUCUGCUCGACAUGGAUGAAGAAUGCCGUGCCUUUGGAUGACAGCCUCGACUGUAGUUCGGCUCCAAUCUUUGUUCGCACAUCUAAUUUCAAACUCCCGACCGAUCCUAAAGUACCAAUCGUAAUGAUUGGCCCCGGCACCGGCUUGGCUCCGUUUAGGGGAUUUCUUCAGGAACGAUUAGCUCUAAGGGAAGCCGGAGCUGAACUCGGCCAAGCCAUGUUAUUUUUCGGAUGCAGAAACCGAAAAAUGGAUUUUAUUUAUGAAGAUGAGUUAAAAAGAUUUGUCGAAGAUGGAAUUCUUUCCGAGCUUCUGCUUGCAUUUUCGCGCGAAGGACCUUCCAAGGUAUACGUGCAACAUAAGAUGAUUGAAAAGGCUUCGGAUAUUUGGAAAAUUAUCUCCGAUGGAGGCUAUGUUUAUGUCUGUGGCGACGCUAAGGGCAUGGCACGCGAUGUCCAUCGAACUCUACACACAAUUGUGCAAGAACAGGGUGUGCUAAGCGGUUCCGAAGCCGAGAGCUUCAUGAAUAGUUUGCAAGUGAGCGGAAGAUAUUUACGCGAUGUUUGGUGAGCAAUGUUCGAUCGAGAAACAUGGUCUACGUGCUAAGUUAUGAUUCUAUGAACUAGGCAAAUUACGUCUGAAUUGUUGUAUUAACGCGAGGUAUGGUGUUCCACGUACUUUUUAAUUUGUAGUUGUUAUGAGAAAACGAAAAAGAAAGCAAAUAAAGAACACAGAGGUUUUACGUGGUU